CUUGUAUCUUUGUUGCAGGUACCAUCAGAGCCCAAUGCAGGAAUUGCUCCCCUGCCUUACCAGGAUAUACCCUCAUCAGUUUUAGAGAGUCGUCAUAAUUUUGGUAAUCUUGUCAUGGCAAAUAAGAAUGCAGAUGUUCUUACAAAUUCUGGCUCGAAAUCAGUAGUUCCAAGGAAUUAUUUUAAGUCUCCAGGUUACUUGUCACCCAUUGCCCUCAACUCCUUGCAGAUUAAUAGGGCAAAGUUUCAUCCACAGAUACAAGAAAAAUCUAAGUAUAAAACAAGUGAUUCAAUAACAUUUAACUUAGAAUCUGAUGUAACCCAAAAGAAUAAAAGGCAAAUACGAUCCCCAGUGUCACCUGAUGACUCAGGCUCAAGUUUUAGAAGUAAAUUGCAAAAGGUGUUGGAAAAUAUUGAGAGUGGUGAAAGGACUAUAAAGGAAGAAUUUAUGACUGCUCUGUCUUCUUUGAUAAGCAAUGCUUCUAAUGUUUUGAAUGGUACGGGUGUGGGAAGUGAACCAGAAAUGAGUCAGAUUAAUGAUACAGAGAAUAUAAAUUCUUUAGUGACUGAAGAUGUAACAGAUACAUCUUCAUUCAUUCCAAUUAUAUCCACCACCAAGCAGCCCACUGAGUAUGUUACUUUGAGUGAUGAAGUGAUUCUUAAUGGCGUUUUAGAUAGAGUUAGUGGUGAUGAAUUUGAUGACAUUGAAACUGUUCCUCAAGUAACAAGUGAUUAUGUCAUAAGUGAUGACAUUGACUAUCAUGGUGUGGAUAAUUCUGGGUUUACUAGUAAUGAUGUUUUGAAAGUAGCUGAUGGUGCAAAUAUAUUGGAGAGUGAAGAUUCAAGAGGUACAGAAAUAACUUCUAAAAUCAAUAUGAAUUAUCACAGUUUUACCAGUGAUACUACUGUGACUGGUGGUAAUACAUUUUCUUUUAGUGAUGGUGCUGAAAGUAAUGUAAUUACCAAGACAGAACUGCCUGUAAUGUUUCACGACCAAUCCACUUUAACUACAGACUUUCCCUACAGCACUGAAAAUAUUUUACGAAAAGCUAAUUUUCAUAUUACACAAAUGCCUAUGUUGAAACCUACAAACAUUACUAACAGAGAACAUUCACAGGUUACUGAAGAAACACCUCUUUAUCAUCACAGCCUAGGAUUGGUGGAUAACAAUAGUUCACUAUUAGAAGAAACUAAUGCAGUUUUACCUAUAUCUUUGACAAGUGAAGCAGAUAGUGAUAGUGAUGAAGAUGCGUUGCAGGCUGAUCCAUAUGCUUAUAUAGUACAGACUACAGACUAUCCAUUACGAUUGGAUACUAAAGAGAAUCGAACUUCUGCUUAUAACAUAUUUAAAAAGUUUGUUGAGAGUUUAUCAAGUGACAUUUUCACAGAAGGCCCUUUGGAAAAUAUACUUAAAGAGAAAGGACUGACUAUGCAUGAAGUAAUGAAGAUUCUUUGGAGUGACAAAUCAUGGAAUGACUAUUUGGGUCAGCAAAGGUUAAAAGAAGAUAACAAACUCCACCUAAACAUGUCAGAAACUUCUACUGUAACAGGAAGUACAGAUAUUCAGUCAGAGAGUACAAGUGUAUACGAGUUGAAUGGUCUUGUCCAUUUAGGGGAUAGUUAUGAUAAAGUUACUUCACAUAUUAUGAAACCAGAAACCGUCUCAUCUCAUCCAGGAGAAAAUGUAAGCAACCAAUCACGAAAAGAUAAGGUGUCCUCUCAUACCAGUGAUCGGGGAUUACCCAAUAUGGAAUCAAUUCCUUUGCCUGUAACUGAAAUUCAGGCUGUGAACACCCCAGUUCAGGACAGUGGUUUAGGUAAUAAUUCACAGUUUUUUAAUUGGUUUCAAAAACUAAAGGCAUUAUUGGAUGAUUAUUCAGGAAGACAAGAUCAGGAUAAAAGUUUUUCUGAACAUUCUACUAUGACUCCUGUGCCUGUCACAUCAUAUUCAGAAAUUUCUUUAUUUGAUAAAUUUGUUAAUUUUCUUGGAACUAGAAAGUCUCUUUCAGGUGAUAGAGAAAAGAAUAAUUUGGAUAGAGAAUAUGAAAGGAAACCAUCAGUUCAUUCUCAACCAUUUUUGGAUGACAGUCAAGAGCAAGAAAGUACUACAAAGGAAAGCAAUGCCAUUGAAGAAAUAUACAUUUAUCCUGACUACUAUUCUUCAUAUGAUAGUGAAGAAAUGGUUUUCAUCACUGCACUCCCAGCUCUUGUUCCACUAUCAACUCUCGCCACCUCAGUAAAUGAAACUGAACUAGAUACAACUGGAACUCCUCCCAGUAUUUUACCUGUUCCAAGGAAAUCUUAUUCAGUUCCUCAAAACACUUCAUUUAACAAUAGAACAUUAGAUACAGUCAUUGCAAUUUUGAAUGCUUGGGUAGAAGAGUCCAAUACACAAGACCCUUUAUAUCCUGUUGAAAAGGAACCUCUGGGUGAGGCAAGGACCGUUGGCACGCUUGAUAGUGGCAGUAGCAGUGUUUUGCCAUUUUGGUCAGGUGUUGGUAAAUCAGUCAGUGAAGGAGAGCACCACGAAACCAGUAGUUUGGCCAAUACUUUGGUUUUUUAUCCUGCUAGUCAAGCUCAGCAGAAUACUACUUAUGGCAAUAAAUCCCUAACUGAUGUCAUUGCAAUUAUAAAACAUAAAGAUAUUAAGUUAGAAACUACUGACUCAUUCAUAUCAGAGAAGAGUCUUGAGGAUAUACAGCCAAGCUUGGAGAGAAAAUCUAAUUCUUACAAGAAUGUUAGUAAUGGUUCAGUGCCUUUAUCCUCUACAUUUAUACCUGGAAUAUUAAGCAGAUCUACAGAUGAGCCAAUUACUGUUGCUCCCUCUAAAAUUUUUGCUCCUGAACCUUUUCCUUCAACUUCUGAGAGCUCCAUAUCUUCAGGUAAUAAAUCAAUGGCAGAAGUAAUGGCAAUUUUAAAUCCGUUCAGUUUAUCUGAAAACUUGACAACUUCCUUAUUGAAUGAAAAUGUUUCAACAUUAGACAUUAUUACCCCCACCAGUACAGUAAGCAAUGAAUUUCAUACUUCAGAGCUGUCAAAUGGAAGCUUAAAAAUAUUUGAUGUUUUCCCUGAAACCACAACAUCCCAUAUUGAUACACUGGUCUUUCUUGAGAACUCCUCAACCACAGUUGGUUCUGUCACUGAGUCUUCGUCCUUCCCUGAAACGACAACAUCCCAGAUUGAUAUACUAGUUUUUGAUAAGAACUCGUCAACUACAGUUGAUUCAGCCUCUGAGUCUUCAUCAUUAGCCUUAUUUGUGCCACCUUUGACUGCAGCUCCCAGUACCUUGUCUACCACUGACGACAUGCUGACAACAGGUACAGACUCCAUGGUGCUCUUACAUGACAAUAUCGCUACAGUUUCUGUUCCAUCCAUAGUAAGUGCAGAUAACCAUUCAACUUCAAGAACAGAUCUUUCUGUGUUUACAUCUGAUACCGAAACGUCAGAGAAUUAUUUGCUAAUAGAUAUAUCAACAGCACCUGUUGAUACUGAACAAACAGUGCCUGGGAUUAUCUUGAGGCAUGAUCCAGUCCCCGAAACAACACUGACACCCGUUGUACUAGUCCCAGCCGAGAAUGACAAAAUAGAGAGACCAAGAGUAGACUCGAUCUCCAGAGUGCCUCAUAAUCACACAGCUUUAGGAAUUUCAGCAACUGCAGCUGUAAUUGGGCUUUUAAUGUCAUUUGCUGGCAUAGCCAUAGUAAGAAAGGCUGUGAAAGAAAGAAAAAAAUUAUAUUUCAUUCAGCCACGAUCCUAUCGUCAUCAUUAAGGUAAAAAAAAUUUUCAUACUUUUCAGCACAUAACUUAUUUUGUAGUAAAGAAGCAAUGUGAUAACAAACAUGAAAGACAAGUGUUAUUUUGGUAUUUUGAGAUUUCAUCUAGGAAAUAUCUAUCCCUCAAGUACAGUCGUUAAUGUUUUACAUGCUGUACUGACAUUUGUUGUAGUUCUGUUCAAAGUGUUACCAUUAAGAGUUGACUCUUGUGUUCAAUUCAAAUUCUUUGUUUAAAAUGUUAUUAAAAAUAAAACUCAGGGUUGAUGUCUGCAUUGUCUCAUAUUUUUAUGUGUGAUUUGAACUUUUGGGCAAGGAAUCUAUUAAUCAUUAUUAUUAUAGUAUUAUUAUUAUUAAUAUUAUUAUUAUUAUUAUCAUUGACAGAUUAUUAUUAUUAUUAUUAUGUUGUUUGUCCAGGCUGCUGUUUGUAUGUAAUAUAUGAGUUUUAUUGGCUUUAAAUUUGAAAUUUAAAUUUUAUUUAAGAAAUUCACUGGUUCAUUACAAAGGAAUGAGAGCUCCUGUAAAACAAUAAAAAAUAAAUAAUUUUAACUAAAACCAAGAAAAAAUACAGAUCGGUUCUAGAUUAGGGAUGUGUAACAUAAUUUCCUGGUGUUCGUGGGAGGCUAAAUUGUAGCAAAGAAUAAGUAUUAUAGAAUAUAUAAUGUUCUGAAAUAGUAUAGCAUAAAAGUACAGAAGCUUUUGUUAACCAUAUAUUACUUUUACUAUAAAUUAAGGGAAAUAUUUGCAGUACUACUAGUAUCUAGACAGUACUGCAUUACAUCAGCUUUGAGCAGUUCUAUGUUCAAAUGGCUUUUAUAUUAAAGGAAAAUUUCUUAUUUUAAAUGUGCAAUUACAGUAAUGAAACAAGUAAAGAAAGUUUUAGAGUUUAAUAUUUAACAUUUUAAAAAUUAAAUGUUUUUUUU
Messenger RNA from Macrobrachium nipponense, 4692 nucleotides. Its product is annotated as mucin-3A-like. Bases 115 to 3768 code for a protein of 1217 amino acids. The record is from RefSeq and is a predicted model, not a curated record. The transcript is spliced from 3 exons. Lineage: Eukaryota; Metazoa; Arthropoda; Malacostraca; Decapoda; Palaemonidae.